CUUUCAGCGAUCUUGUUUAUUUUGUUUAUCGUCCCUCAGCACGUGAUCCUCACGCCAUAGAAUCCGAAUCAGACAUGGAUUUAGUUGAAGAAAGGCUUUCGAAGUCGAAGCUGUACUUUGACGUCGAGGUGAAGAAAUGGCCCAUCAUAUAUUCGAAAGCUUACAACAUUGGCUUCCUUAAAAUGGAGAAGCUCCAUCCCUUUGACUCUGGAAAAUGGGGCCGCGUUCACCAGUUUCUGAAAGACGGCAAAAUGCUGACAGAUGAUACUACAGUGGUUCCGUACGAGGCCACAGAAGACGAUUUAAUGGUUGUACACAGCCAAAGAUACCUGGACAGUUUAAAGUUGAGCUACAAUGUAGCGAGAAUCACAGAGGUGCCACCUGUCGCAUUUGUACCAAACAUGUUUGUUCAGUGGAGGGUCCUCACUCCAAUAAAGCACCAGGUUGGCGGAACAAUACUGGCGGGGAAGUUAGCGAUGGAGCGCGGCUGGGCGAUCAACAUAGGUGGCGGGUUCCACCAUUGCUCGGCCGAUAGUGGAGGUGGAUUCUGUAUCUAUGCUGACAUCACGCUAUGUGUCAAGUACCUAUUCGCUAAGGUGGAGCGCGUCAAGAAGGCAAUGAUCAUCGACCUCGAUGCACAUCAGGGCAACGGCUAUCAGCGGGACUUCAUGCACGAUGACAGGGUUUACAUCAUGGACGUCUUUAACAGCGGCAUCUAUCCACGCGACGAGAAGGCAAAGGAGAACAACACUGAUGGCGGUGUAGUAAAAGGUACAUACACGAUCUGGCGAGGCAGGAAUCCAAACAUCUUUCCAGCCACCAACUCAAAUACUCUUGCUAAUACCAGGAGGUGGAUUAUUAAGAACAAUAACCUCAUCGACACUGAGCUUGAGCAGAUAGUGGCAGCUGUCCAAACGCAAAAUAAUGCAUUGCAACCAACACUUAUCCCCACUGAACAACCGGAAGACCUACUACAACCCCCAGAUCCCGAGGCUGAACAAACACCGCAGCAUACGGAUACCCAUGAAGGUGAAUCAGUAGUGGAUAUGGAAGAUCGAAUCUCUACUAAGCUGCUUGAAACUCAGGCAAUCCCCCUGGAUCAACGCAGAAGCCUGAAAAAGGUUCAUCUCAACAAGGCAAUACGGCACGAUAUUCAAGCUGCAAAUCAGGCCCUCACGAAUAUCAUCAAAGAUAACCAUCUAUACUUAUCUGAAAUCAAAGAAUUAAUGUUGAGAUGGUUUACUAAGCAGAGUGAGCACUACUAUCAGAAUAAGCUCUUCCAUGAAGAUGCCAAAAAAUUCUACCGGCAUCUCAAUGAGCAGCAAAGCACCAUCAAGGAACCUCCCUCUCAAGACCAACUCGAUCAAAUUCUGGCGUGGAAUACUGGAAUAACGUACGAGUUGGUGAGUCAUCAUCUCUCUCUCUCUCUCUCUCUCUCUGUGCAGGGCAUCAUCCAGCGUGAUGAGCUGGUGUUCAGGAAGGCGCGCGAGCGUUCGAUCGCCAUCGUCAUGCUGACGAGCGGUGGCUACCAGCACAGCACCGCACGCAUCAUCGCGGACUCCAUCCUCAACCUGUGGCAGAAGAAGCUGAUCGCGCAGCCGGAGGCUGAGUUAGCCGUCGCAUGCGAGCGCCGCCUUUUGCGGCGGCCUACGCAACUGGCUGCGCGGCGACACGGCACGGGAUUGUUCAGCAGGCUACGCUUGUUUUGCUCCUCGCAGACCGCCGACAGCACGCCCUCUAGUGAGGAGUUCUAUGGCGUCGCAGCGGCGCGCACUCCGGGCGACCGUGACGCAUUCCGCUCCCCAGAGUGCACCGGUGAGACGACGGCAGAGAUGGUGGCUUCAUCUAUUGACGAUUCGCGGCGUGACGGAGGCGCUGCGAUGCCGCACAAGGCUGGGAGCAGUGUCGAGGCGAACGAAGCCACGCAUCCAUCUCAGCAUUCCGUUGCCGCGACGACGAUCAGCUCAGAUGUUGUCGCGGAAAUAGCUGCCACCGGAGAUGCUCAGCUCUGCUCGGGGGUUUCCCAUGGCUACGUAAAGCCCGGUGAGGUCAGGCGGGAAGCUGCUGGUGAUGCUGCUGCUGCUGCUCGUGGUGGUGAUGGUAAAUGUAAAGCCUAA
Priapulus caudatus is the source of this 2117-nucleotide messenger RNA. RefSeq lists its product as uncharacterized. Lineage: Eukaryota; Metazoa; Priapulida; Priapulimorpha; Priapulimorphida; Priapulidae. Bases 75 to 2117 code for a protein of 680 amino acids. The transcript is spliced from 11 exons. Gene Ontology annotation, molecular function: histone deacetylase activity. The record is from RefSeq and is a predicted model, not a curated record.